This is a messenger RNA of Cataglyphis hispanica, 6647 nucleotides long. RefSeq lists its product as uncharacterized. Gene Ontology annotation, biological process: regulation of transcription by RNA polymerase II; negative regulation of DNA-templated transcription. The record is from RefSeq and is a predicted model, not a curated record. Gene Ontology annotation, molecular function: transcription corepressor activity. Bases 645 to 5354 code for a protein of 1569 amino acids. Lineage: Eukaryota; Metazoa; Arthropoda; Insecta; Hymenoptera; Formicidae. The transcript is spliced from 18 exons. Gene Ontology annotation, cellular component: histone deacetylase complex; transcription regulator complex.
CCUCGCGAAUAGUGCCGUGUUGUCGACGUGCCUGUCGCGCCGUUGAUCUUCGUCGUCGUCUUCGUCGUCGUCGUCGUCGUCGUCGUCCUCAUCCUCGUUGUCCUCGUCAUUAUCGUCGUCGCGGUUCGAUGUCGCGUGUCGUCAGCGUUUCCGUCCGGUGAGAAUUUGGCUUCGUUCGCGUAGCGCUGAUUGGCGCCGCGCGAAAAUCGAGAAGAGCGAUGGGAAUUUGUAGACGCGUGUCACGUCGCGGUGGUUGUUGCACCGUCGCUAAUCACCGAACGCGGCGCCAUAACAGGGCGCGUUCGUACGUUGCCAGAGUGUGAGAGAGCCGAGCCGAGAGCCGAUCGGAGGAUUUCGCGGCCUCCAUCGAUCGGCGGUUUGAUAGAUUACCGGGUCGCUGUAUCGAGAAGAGAGUAGUGCCGCCGAAUAAAUCCUUUAUUUACGCCGCGAUUGUGCUGUGCCAUAACUUGUGUCGUACGAAGAGGAAGAGAAAGAGAGGAGGAGGAGAAAGCGAGGCAGUAUCAUCGUGACGAGGAAGAAAGAUAAUGUGAGCGAUCUCGUGCUUCGAAAUUUUGGCGGGAUAGCAUCGAGCUGAGCAAAGUGACAGCGGGCUAGUGGACACAGAUCCAGGUCGGGUUAGCAGCAUGACAGCCAUUAACUCGGGUCCAGUCGGGGAAGUGGGCGGCGUAAGGCUGCCGCUACAGUCAUUACAUGGAUACGGAUCUGUGUUUAUGUACUCGGCGUCGACGAGUCCCGGGGGUGGAGGUGGCCAGGGUGGCGGAGGCGGGGGUGAGGUCACCCUCCGCCUCCGCGAACCUGAGGACAUUCCCGAAGAGGUUCUCGCCCGCCUCGAGGACACCGCCACUCUCUCCAUCUCUCUUCAAAGCGAUGCAGUCCUGAGGCUAGGAGCGGCUGGCACAGGAAAUGGAAAUUUAGAGUUGUUCGAUAGUGAGAGCGGGCCGGACCUCACGCUAUCACCUCAAACCUUCACGUCAACGGCGGAGGCCUUCAUCAAUGACAAUAGCGACAGUCUCGGGGUUCCCGGAGACAACGACACCGGUAGCAGCGAGGAAUCGAGAGUCGGUGGCGGUGAUCCUGGGAAGCUGGGAGUGAAGAAACCGAGACCGAAGGCCUCCUCGCCGAAUAGGCAGGGACCACAGCAGUGUCAGGUCUGCGGAAAGGUGUUUAACAACGCAUCGGCGCUCACGAAGCACAAGCUGACGCACAGCGACGAGAGGAAGUACGUGUGCACGAUGUGUGGUAAAGCGUUUAAGCGGCAGGACCACUUGAACGGACACAUGCUGACGCAUCGAAAUAAGAAGCCGUACGAGUGCAAAGCCGAAGGAUGCGGCAAGUCUUACUGCGACGCGAGGAGCCUGAGAAGACAUACGGAGAAUCAUCACGCUGGCAGCAAAGUUAAUGAGAGCGUUAGUCCCAGCAGCCCCACAACCGGGCCUCACACGCCUAACACCCCCGGAAGUAAUCCCAGCACACCGAGCACACCCGGCGCAACGUCCACGACGAAUGGACACGGACAUGCAGCUUUGAAACAGCUACUCGCCACUGAACCCGCACAAACGCAACAACAAAAGAGCGCUACAUCUCCCGGCGCUAACAAUGAUGGCCUCACAAAGCAGCUGGAGCUCAUCCAGCAAUAUAUGCAACAAACACAACAGCAACAACAACAACAACAACAGACAACCACGCAACAACAGCAACAACAACGAACUACUACUCCCUCGAUAGCGGUAGCCACACAGUUACAAAAAACACAAAAACCGUCCAUCAAAUCCACCGCGUCGCCCGGCAACAUCUCCAACAAUUCCGGAAGCGGGAACGCGACCAACAAUGCGAGAUCGAGUCCGAAGCCGAAGGUCUGGAGUCAUUCGCAGCAACAACAACAGCAAGCGCAACAGCAGCAGCAACAGCAACAACAACAACAGGUUAGCUCACCGGGAAACGGAAAUGUGGGAAAGGGUAGCCCGUCUCCCGGAAAUUCGUCAUCUCCCGGUACGGUCGCUACUUCCAAGUCCCAAACCGAGCCGAAGCCGGUGGAGUGCAAUCUGUGCCAUCGAAAAUUUAAAAAUAUACCUGCUCUUAAUGGCCAUAUGAGACUCCACGGUGGUUACUUCAAAAAGGAUGCGGAGAAUAAGAAAAGCGAGAAGAAAGAAGUCAUCGGGCCACCUUUACAGACGGCGUCGGUCAGCGUGCGAGCGCUUAUCGAAGAGAAGAUCAUACAGAAGAGAACGACAGCAGCGGACGCGAAUAGCAAUCAACAACCUCGUACGAAUGCCACCGUCUUCACCACGCAAGCCGAUGCCGUCUCCCAGAUCGCCGGCAAGACGAGCUUUGCGGUGCCGGCACCGCCACCCUUAGCGGCAGGAGAGAAAGUACGCCGACUCUCUGAUGGUGAACAUUUCCGGCAGCCUAAUGUCACCGUGAGCGGUCACGCAACUGUGCAAAAACAGUUGCAGGAAGCGCAAACUCAAGCUCAAGCUCAAGCCCUUGCCGAUCUGAUUUUGAAGGGAGCGAAGGUGGCUGUGAAAAGGACAACCUCCGAUCCGGGGCAAAGAUUACAUCUAACUUAUCAGCAGCCUGUGCAAUCAGCGACCAAUCAACAGCCGAAUAAUCAGCAGCCGCAGGCACAACCUGCGGUAACGGAAAGCUUUACGAUGACAGGUUACGCCGAGGAUGGUGGUUACUUCAGUCCGAGUCUACAAGACGAAGUGUUUCAACAAGUCACAACGGUCCCUGACAGCGUGCUUUUGCAUGCUACGCAGUUGGAUUCGAUUCAGUUUCAGACGGCCAGCUUAUUGCAAGAACAAUCUACCGAACAACUGCAGGAUAUCACGUUGGAAGAUCGAUACUCGUCGCAACACACAGUCAAUCCAGACCUACAAGCGUUGGUGAACUCACCGUUGCCCGAUUCGCUAGCCGAAUUUAGUACUUAUGCUGCGCAAUAUACGGAAAGUCCUCAUACAUUACCGACCCAGUCACCCUUGCCGUCGCCCUUGACGCGACACGACAGCCCAAGCUUCACGUAUCCCACCCCACCAGCCAGCCAGGAAGGUUUGCUUACCGGAAGCCUGCCAUUGCUGAGUCCUCAGGAGGAUCCGGAGAACGUUAGACAAGUGUCUUCACCGCUCUCAGCGGCAUUUUACACCACCACAAUGUCAUCCGCCGCGGCCGUGGAAGAGGCGUUGAACGAGGUGUUGCCGGGCGAAUCCGAGGCGGACGCGGACCUUUACGGGUCCGGCUCACCGAAUCCGCACUCGCCACUGCCAAGCCCGUUGUCGGCGACACCGGCGCCAUCGCCGCUGUCCUCGCUGCCCCCGUCCUCCGUCUCGUCACCAGGACCGGUUGCCUUCACCGGUACAAGCUUUCCCGUGUCGCCGCAUCAUGCUCUCCAAAGCCAAAUGAUGCCGAACUCAGAAGAUCCGCUGUUGUCUUCGACUCCGAAGGACUUCACCGCCUCCGGUCGCAGACGAUUCGAAUUCCAAUCAUAUAAACUCAUUACGAGCCAAAACCUCGUGGACUUUGGUCUCGGGAACGGUGGCCUGGCUGGUAUCGUCGUCGACAACAACGGCGAGUUUAAAUUGAUACAAACGGCGGGUCUGCAAAAAGCGAAUGUAUUGGUGCAGACAGGUUCGCUCAGUCCAGCGUUGACAUUCAAAAAGGAGAUUCGUCUGGCGACGCCAAAAGUCGAGCCUGUUACCGUGAAUCUCGGCUUGAACGUCCAAACGAUGAAUCAGCAACAGUGCAACUCGGGACAAUUUAAUCAGCAGCAAGUCAUUAAUCCGGCCAAGUUCCUCAUUCAAACUAAUCACACGACAAAGAACAAUGUUUUGAGACACAAAUUAGCUACUGGAAAUUUACCGAUACCUGUCGAACAAAUCAAGGAAGAAUUGCUAGACGAAGAUAUAUUUCUCAGUCCUGGAAGUUUACCCGCCGGUAGUCCUGUACGAUAUUCUCGGAAGAGGCCGCGCAUGGACGGCCAAUAUGCCAACAGUUCGCAUUCUUAUCCGUCAAGAUUGCGGAAGGCUUGCGAUCGCCAUUGGGAUAGUAGCUAUACGCCACCGCCGAUCCUGGAUCCAUCUCGUCCUGGUCCAGGAUUGUAUGCAAGAUUACAUCAGCACGAAAGAGAUUCGGACUUUAGCUCAGACGAUUCCCAAGGAAAUGAUGGUCCACCACCAAGAAUCAAUAUUGGCACGAGAUAUCAGGCCACGAUACCGCCAGUCGAGUGCAACGGGGAUAGGGGGAAGGACGGAUCAGAGACUGAUCACCUUUUAUGGGAUCCCGGCAUAAACAAUGUGCUCACGAGCACCGAGCUGGAGAUGUACUUGCAAUUUGCGUGUUGCGCCGCGGUACCGGGCGGUGGUAGAAACAAGGAGUAUGCGCUUCAUCUGUUGCAUAUGUGCAAGGGAAAUAUUCAUGAAGCGAUGGUGAAAUUAAUGCGGCCAACACCUACGCUACCAAUGGAGCACCCGUUACUCAGCUACGAAUGUCACGAAUCUGAUAGAUGGACGUCGCAUGAAAUGGACGCGUUCUAUCAAGGAUUGCUCAAGUACAACAAAGACUUCUCUGCGAUUUCACGGGACGUCGGUGCCAAGACCGCGAAACAGUGCGUGCAGUUUUAUUAUCUCUGGAAGAGGCUCUGCCCCGACGAAUACAAGAGGCUGCGUAUUCGUCACGGAAAACCAAAGAUCAAGAUCGAAAAAGAUUGCAAGGAUAGUAGGGAACUCCGUGAUGCCAUUGCAUCCGUGACGGAAAUGGACUUUGGUGAAGAAAAAUCGAUCCUUCACCGUACCCUACUACAGACAAACGAGAGAGAAAAUUCGGCGACUCUAACUACCAGCGAAGGAGAGUUGAGGUUAUUCGCAUAUGACUGCCCAGAUAGCUUUAGCGGAAGUGUAACAGUAACGAUGGCCGGAAGCACCCAAACCGCCCAAAUCGGCAAUACCGGCCACGCCACAGUCAACACCAACUCACAAACUCACACUAGUUCUGAGCAACAACUACCCGCGCCCACCCCACUUCACUACCCCUGCAAGAUUUGCGGGAAAGUUUUCAACAAAGUGAAAAGCAGAAGUGCACACAUGAAAUCCCACAGACCAAUACCCUUGCCCGAUUCAACGGGUCAGGAAUCUAAACGACCGACACAACAGUCAUCGAAAGCGCAACAGCUGCAACAACCAAUGCCAUUGCAGCAAAAUCAGCAGCAGCAGCAACAACAACAUUCAGACAAUGCUACAUCACAAAUUCAAGAUCAUCAGCAGCAACUGCCCGCGAGUAUCACCGACAACAGCGCCCAAAACACAGCACACUUAUGUCGUAAUCCAACGAGGCCCCCAUAGGACAAGAUUCAAGUAAUUAAACUUAAGUUACCUUAACGAAGGCUGUAAUGAUACUAUAGGGAAGUAGUAUGGUUGCACACAGUACUAAAGCAGGCUCUUAUUAAAUAAUCAUACAGUCGUUAUAAAUAACGCUGCAGGAAUAUCUUUUUACACGAACGUGAAGACUUUUGCUCACACAAACGGGCAGGCUGCGUGAUAAUAAACUUCUAUAGAUAAAUUGUUCCGAAAAAUCUCUCCGCGAGAAUACCUUUUCUGUAUGUGCGAAUCUGUGCAGGAGAGCGUGACUGGUAAAUUUACCCAAUCAGACGCGGAUUAAUUAGAGUUAUGCGACUCAUAUGGAAAAUAAUAUCGACCGUUCAAGAAAAAAUAUUUAUUGUUAUGGAAACUAACAAUAAGCACUAAGGAGUCGUAGAACUCGUAGGGUUUAAUGGCGCAGCGGUAAAAAGAUCUUUAACUAUGCAAUCAAAAUAUUCGAACUCUCUUCAACAAGGAGACAGGGUAUUGACCGCAAACAUUUUCCGAAGAUGAGAUCAGCCUACAUCAGCAUAAGAACAAAAAAUCAUUGAAAAAUGAUGAUUUGAAGCAAACGUACAGACUUUGCAUUUUGUUCAAGACAAAAGUAAACACAAUUGUUUAACAUGGCCUAGAAAAAUUAAAUACAACUCGACAAGUAAAUGUACGGAAACGUACACACGCCAUUAUCGUCACAAUGAGUGCUAACUCAAAAUACGAAAGAGAUUGACGUGCACCUACAAUAAGCGCCUAAUGAUUAAACGUGAUUUCAGUGUAUCUAUUUAUUAAGCACGUGAAAUGUUCCCAGAUUGUGCCACAAGACAUUAUUGUUACCUGUUGCUCUUUCACAAUUUUUUAAAAAUGUUUUUUUUUCUUUUUUUUCAAUUACAGCCGGGAUCAGUUUGCAUAAAGCCGUAUUUUUCAAAUCAUAUUUCUUAUUUUCUUUCCUAUAAAUAUACGUCUUAUAAUUUACAAGUUUUAUAGUUGCUUGAGAAGCACUACGUGACAUUAACGUUUUCAUUUGGAUAGAAAUUACGUUUACAACAUUAAUAUUAAUAUAAUCUAAAAACAUUGAUAAAAUAGUGAAAUGAAUUGCGGUUUAUCAACCGAUUCCGGAAUGUACGACUUGCAUGUUCGCUCUAGUUUUAUAUUUAGUUUAAAUAUCAUAUCUAAAAUUUGGAUGAGAAUAAGUAAGUUUUAUCAUAUAUAUAUAUAUACAAGAGAUUUGUUGAAACUCCUUAAUUUCUUCACUUCUGUUACUUUUUUAGUAAAUUAAUAGUA